AUGGAAGUGGAAACUUAGAAUUUAACAUAAGAGGAACUUGAACUCUUCAAAUUACUUAAAUAAAGAGAACAAGAAUUGGAAUAUUUAGAUAUUUAAGAAUAAUAUUUGAAAGAAGAUUAAAAAAGAUUGAAAAGAGAAUUAGUGAGAAGUAGAGAAGAAUUAAAAAGAAUCUAAGCAGUCCCUUUGACAGUAGGGUAUAUAUUNUUCAAUAGAAUGAUGAUUAAGUUGGAGCAAUAUCUAAUUAAACUUUUACCUAAUAAAUUUCCACAACUCCUUAUUUGA
Molecule: messenger RNA, 282 nt
Organism: Paramecium primaurelia
Lineage: Eukaryota; Ciliophora; Oligohymenophorea; Peniculida; Parameciidae
Source: the annotation of a GenBank genome assembly